AUGAAUUUAUUCCUUUUUCUCUUAACUGGAUUUGAUACAACAGCAAAUACAUUAAGCCUAAUAGCACACAAUUUGAUUUUUUACCCUGAAGUUCAGAAACGUUUAUUUGAAGAAAUUGAGGAAAUUUGUGGAUUAGAAGAAGGGGAAAUAAUUAAUUAUGAACAAUUGGCCAAAUUAAAAUAUGCAGAUGCUGUGUUUUAUGAAACACAAAGACUAUGUCCAAUGGCUGCAGCUGUUGUUAACCGAGUUUGUGAGGAGACAACAACUCUCGGAGAUAUAACAAUAGAGAAAGGCACAGUUGUUUCAGCCGAUUUAUUCACUUUACACCGGGAUAAAAAAAUUUGGGGAGAAGAUGCUGAAGAAUUUAAACCGGAAAGAUGGUUAUUAAAUGAGAAUAUAAAUACACCUACAGAAUAUUAUUAUCCUUUUGGGGGAGGGCCUAGAAUUUGUAUUGGAAUGAAGUUGGGAAUGAUGGAAAUUAAAAUGGUUUUAGUUCAUUUAUUACGCUCAUUUGAAUUAAAAAGAUGUUGGAAGACGGAGGUUGAAUUAAAUUUUUCUGGCCAAGUUGUUCUGAACCCAGAAACAAUUACUAUUCAAUUAAAAUCAAGACAAAGAAUUUAA
Molecule: messenger RNA, 621 nt
Organism: Meloidogyne enterolobii
Lineage: Eukaryota; Metazoa; Nematoda; Chromadorea; Rhabditida; Meloidogynidae
Source: the annotation of a GenBank genome assembly